Messenger RNA from Paramecium pentaurelia, 762 nucleotides. The record is from the annotation of a GenBank genome assembly. Lineage: Eukaryota; Ciliophora; Oligohymenophorea; Peniculida; Parameciidae.
AUGAUGGCCUUUACAUAUACAUACUUUAAACCUUAUGAAUAUGUAGGAUUCUUAUCUCCUCCAAUUGAAGAUUUAGAAUGGAGGAAAGUUGGUGCUUUUAAAAAGAAAUGUAAAAGUGAAGGGAGAGCCUAUUCUUCUUAAUUUGUUUGGGGAUAAUUGAUUGGAUGGUUCAAAUAGACAGUAGCAGCCCCUUAAGCUUCAUUGUCUUAAGAUAGAAGAGGUACUUUAUCUUAUCCAGCUAUUUCAUCUUUUGAUAAAGCUGGAGAUAAGGCAUAUCCAUUUUAAUAAUCUAAGGCAUAAAGUAGUCGUUCUUUUUUUAUUCAACAUUUAUUGGAUAAACCAAGUUAUAUGUGGCCUCCUGAAACAGCCAGUUGGAGUUACAAAAACACUUACAAAAUAUAUGGAACUAUAUUAUUUGAAUAAUUUUAUUCAACUGAAUUGGAAGAGGAUUUUUUGGAUGAAGUACUUGCUAAUCAUACACUAGAAUAUGAUUAAAAGUUUUAGCUAUUUGUUAAAUAUGAAUCUAAAAAAUUUAAACAUUCUAUCGAUCUUUUUGAUAAAUUCAAAGAUAUCUUCUAACCUUAUAUUGGAGAUAAUUAAUUAAAUUAUAAAGAUAUGAUUGUAGCUCCAUUGAGAUAUCGUAGAUGUAAAUUUGAGAAUAAUUCAAAAAGAGAAUCAUAUAUAGAGAACUUAAGAUCAGAAGGAAAAUCUGAGGAGGCUGAUCUUAUAUAGAAAUUCCCAUUCAUAAGUUAUGCAAUAUGA